UGCACUAUCAAAGCUAAAAUGCUUACUUGCCAACUGGGAUCUAGUUGAGUGGAUUUUUUUAAAAUUAUUUAUAAUGCCUUUUAUUUUAGUCUAAUUGAAGUGGAAAAAUAUGCAAUUGCACAUUUACUAUCUCGUAUAGAAGAUACAUUAUUUAUAUUUUACUCCCAAAAAAGAAAAGAGAUGUUGUAAUUUGUUGUUUUAACAUUAUUACUCAUGAGUCUAGAUUAUUGUAAUUUAUGUGGUAUUAAAUAUUUAUUACUCUCUCCCUCAUUUUCCUCUAUCAUUUUGUUUGAUUGAAGAUACAUAUUUUCUCUGCGCCGCUUUGUGAAACUCUUCUUCCUCAAAUGGAGAGUAACAAUUCUCACAUUGACAACUCGACCUUCAGUGGAAAUUCAACCCCUGCCAAUGUGCCAAGAGAUGUAGGCACAACUGAAAGUAUUGUUGGAAUCGAGGAACAACGGGCAGCCUACCAAAGACUUUAUCAUACAUAUCUUGCUCUAUUCCCUACACAAAACGUGAUUCCAGAAAGAUUUGGAGGCGAUGGUCAGGAAAUUUUGGAACUCCACGCGCAAAUUGCUGCUAGAUUAAGAUUAUUGGCUUUUCAUUUAAGCAUUAAGGUCCAUACAUACCAAUUGCCCAAGUCAACAUGUCUUGAUGGCAAGGAGCGUUGCUCCAUAUGCUUGGAUGACUAUUACGAUAAGGAAAAACUCAUUCAAAUCAUCUGUGGUCAUUUAUACCAUUUGGAUUGUAUUAGAGAGUGGAUCAAACUCAAGAACUUUUGCCCUAUUUGCAAGAGGGAUGCAUGUGCAAGAAUCAAUUAAAAUUUUCAUUGGGGUGGACUAACUAGUGGAGUGACAUUGUUAAACUCAAGAGAGUUGAAUUAAACCUUAAAUUGAGGAACCAUUUUAAGUUUGAGAAAGAUAAUGGUCUUUAAGUUUGAAGUAUUUUCUUUCAUUUUCAAUUAUACUAAGUUUUAUCUAGACUUUGAAGCUGAGCAUAAAUUGAUACUCAUGUUGGUUUGAAUUUUCGAUAUUGAGCGAAUUUGGUUUAUAAUUGAUGCUUACUAGAGGUUUUGAAAGCCUCUUGAUUCUUCGCUUUGAA
Molecule: messenger RNA, 1101 nt
Organism: Solanum lycopersicum (tomato)
Lineage: Eukaryota; Viridiplantae; Streptophyta; Magnoliopsida; Solanales; Solanaceae
Product: probable E3 ubiquitin-protein ligase ZFP1
Molecular function (GO): ubiquitin protein ligase activity
Source: RefSeq, a predicted model, not a curated record